AUGCGGUGGUUUGCAUGGCUCAUCGUCAUCAUCGUCCUCGUCCUUCUCGCAUACGCCGGUUGGAUAGCCUACUCCCAGAUUCGCGCCCGAAGAGCCGGCCUUCCUCCACCACCGUUGAAAUCAUACAUACCGUUCACGUCCUCUCCGGCAACAUAUGGCGACAGCAAUUACCCUACUCCUCGAAGCGGCGGGAUAGUAGGCUGGUUUAAAGAUAAGAUUGCGGCCUUGCGCAAUAAAAGGACACACCAUGGGUCGUACGAAGAUCAUCUUGAGCCGCGAGCCUAUCGAGGAGCUGGCGGGCCGCUCUCUGAACACGAUGAGCCGUGGGACACGCGCAUGGGUGCUGCCGAAAGAGAUGGAGGCUUCGGCCCGCCGGGGUAUUAUGAGGAGCAGGAACUGGGUCUCGCGUCAAAUGCCGGCGGAUACGAUCGCAGCGCAUCCGCUUACGACCGUGGCCUUGCUCCCGGAGUCGGUCAAGAUACAAGCCGUGGCAGGAGUCUAAGCCGUGACGCAUCACUGCAUGCCGAUGAUCCAGAAAAUCCGUUCGGUGACCACGCUGAGGGUAGCAACUUGAGGAGUGUGAGCCCAAGACCAGAACCUCCCGCUGGUGAGAACUCUACACCAGCAAAGAAGGGCGUGUUCCGGGAAUCGUUCUGA
Molecule: messenger RNA, 657 nt
Organism: Microsporum canis CBS 113480
Lineage: Eukaryota; Fungi; Ascomycota; Eurotiomycetes; Onygenales; Arthrodermataceae
Exons: 1
Coding region: 1-657 (218 amino acids)
Source: RefSeq, a predicted model, not a curated record